AUGUAUUCGCAUUCAAAUUACCAUGGUACGAUCGGUCCGCCUGCACCAAGCUCCAACGAUCUCCAAGACCAGAUUUGGAAGCUCCAAGAGGAAUCCCGCGGCUAUUUGGCACGUAUUGAUAACCCGGAGGCGAGGAUAGUUGAAGAUAGGCAGUAUGCGCUUGAGUUGGAAAGGGUUCUGAAUGGAAUGUUUAGUGGGUGGACGAUGAAUCCGACGGGGGAUCAGGCGGGGAAUCAGACGGGGACUGGGUCGUGGAACCAAGGAGGAGGUUGGCCAAAGGCCCUGGGGCAAGUCUUGGGGAGAUUGAGCCGAUGUGAGGCUUAA
Molecule: messenger RNA, 324 nt
Organism: Cadophora gregata
Lineage: Eukaryota; Fungi; Ascomycota; Leotiomycetes; Helotiales; Ploettnerulaceae
Exons: 1
Coding region: 1-324 (107 amino acids)
Source: RefSeq, a predicted model, not a curated record